Candidula unifasciata is the source of this 504-nucleotide messenger RNA. The record is from the annotation of a GenBank genome assembly. Lineage: Eukaryota; Metazoa; Mollusca; Gastropoda; Stylommatophora; Geomitridae.
AUGGCGCUUCAACUUAACGGGAAAGUUGCCGUUGUUACUGGCUCCAGUUCUGGCUUAGGAGAAGAAGUUGCUGUUUUGUUCGCGUCUCGGGGCGCGAAAGUGACUCUCUGUGGUCGGAAUGAGGAAAGACUUAGAUCCGUGUUAGAGAAAGUUGUGAAGGCCAAUGGAGGACACGAAGACCGGUAUCUGACUGUACAAGGGGACUUGAAUGAUAAGAACGUUCGUAAGGAGAUCGUUGAGAAAACUGUGGAGAAGUUUGGACGUUUGGACAUUCUUGUACCCAGCGCUGGUGUUAUUCAUCCUAACCAAUCAAUUUCAACUACCACGGAAGACGUUUACGCUGAUAUCAUGGACACGAACUUGAAGUCUGUGUUUUUUCUCAUUCAAGAAGCCGUACCCUAUCUGGAGAAGACCAAGGGGACCAUAAUUAAUCGUAUCUUCAGCCAAUACAAAUAUGGCUAUUCCAGCGGUCACCGUAUCCUUACUAUCAAAAGUAGCCCUUGA